AUGCCAUUCUUGCGCUCUGACAAGGACAAGGUGAUUCAGAACCAAUCCUUGUUUCUAUCAAAACCACCACGUGGUUCCUCUGGCACACCAAAGAGAACAGUAUCAUCAUCUUCAUCCUCUUCAUCAAUGAACACAGCAACAACUCCUUCAUCAUCGAAAGCUUCUUCAAGCCAAACUAGUACUCCACAAAGAAACAAGAAGAACCAAAGCACACCUACCACUCGUCCACUACUUUUAAAAAGAAAACAACCCACCACCCCUACUAACACUUCAACACCUUCCUCAUCAAAUCCAUCAAAUCAUCAUAACAGCAAUAAUUUAAAAUUAAUUAAAAAAUAUUCAAAUUCUGAUCCGAAGUAUAAUAAUCAGCUUAUCAGACGGGUUGAGAAGAAGAUUGCUCCACAACUUGAUUUCAGUGAUUUAUUGUCAUCCUCAAGUGAAGAAGAAGAAGAUGUUAGAAUGAAGAAGAGAAAAUAUGAAGACUUUGAUUCUGGAAGCGAAAGCUCGGAUCAUUCCUUCAUAGGAAAGAAAUUAGUUAUUGAUCAAGUAAGAGAAAAGAAAGCUAGCUGCAAGGCUUCCAAUAUUAGUAAUAAUGGCAAUGCAGCAGCAUCUUCUAGUGGCUUGCAUAAUAAUAUUAAUUUAAAUACAAUUUCAAAGGCUAAUCAUAAUAUUAAUAAUAUUAAUAAUAAUAAGAAUACAAACACUAGCAUCAUUAGUAAUAGUAAUCAUUUAAAUAAUAUUAUUAAUAAUCAAAGUAGUACUGGUACUAGUAGUAGCAAUAACAUCAUCCACGAUAAUUUCUCCAUCUAUUUGUGUACUAUUAAUUCAGAAGGACAUUCACCAGUACCUUCUCGUUGCAUCAAAGAUGAUGGUUUAACAAAGAAAAUCAUUUGUUGUUUGGAAAAUCCAGACAAUGAUCAAUUAAUAACUUUGAAAUUAAUCAACAAUACAAAUCAUGAUACGAUUACCUAUUUUAAUAUUGAUGGAAAGGAAUUACACAAUAAUAUGGUUGCUGUUUUAAAGAGGAAGACUGAAAUGUUUCUACGUGGAAUGAUUAAUGAGGAUGGGCAUGUAGUUCCCUUAUGUAUGAAAGUUCCACAAGAAGCAAGUGACUGUGAUGAAGAAGAUUGCAUUAGAGAAGAGAGAAAAAUCAUUGCCAAGGUUUUCAAGUGUGUCAUUAAGGAGGAAACACAAUUUGAUGCAACUAUUGUCAAAAAUUCCUGUGUUAAACUUGAACCAAAAUCCAAACCAGGUUUAAAUCAAAACUUGGCAGUAGGUGUUGGCAAUCAUCAAAUUGUUGAACAGACAUCUGAUCUCCAUAAUGUGACUAUUGAAGGUAUGGAGGAUCAAGUUUGGAAGUUGUUGGAAUUGGUUUAUUUGAACAAAGACAUGUACAUGAGAAAGUCAGAUAUCAAAAAAUCAACAAUGAAUAUUUCAUCAUCAACUCCAAAAACUCUAUCAAAUAAUAUGACACUACCAAUGAACUCAGAAACUCCACCACCUCAAUUAAAAUCAAAUAGCAGUACACCACCACCUCCAUCAGUUAAAUGUACUCUUCCAAGUGAUGUGAUUUCAACUAGUACUGCUAGCCCAGUUAUUAGAAAUCAGACUGCCCACAUUAAAUCAACACCUCAAAAGGGCACCCAAAUUACAUCAUCACCAGUUACCAGCAAUUCACAUUCGACAACAGUUAAUUUGAAAAACAAUUUUCAACCUUCCUCAACUAAUACAAUCACUCAUCCAAUGUCGAGCCAUCCAAGUACAUCACAAACCAACCUUGCUUCCCCAAGUAAGCAAGAAUCAGUUCAAAGAGAAGCUGAGCCAAUUAACGAUCCAGAGGAGUUAGUAUUAACACAACCUCAAAUUGAGGAUGCAAUGGAAGAUGAUGAUGUAUUAAUUAUCGAUGUGGUUCAAAAAGAAGUUCCAAAGGAAAAAGAAGAAUAUGUAUCAGAAAAAUUUAGGCAAAAUCUUAUCAAUUAUGCCAAGCAACUCAACCCUGAUACAAUUAAAUCAUUUCUACCACAAUCUAUGCAAUGGGUUCAACUUUUGAAAACGUGUGGAUUGAGUGCAGAAGAUAUCAAAAAGGCAACAAAUAUGAAUAAUCCGUUUACUGGAAGUUCAUUUAUUGUACGUACUUUGGAUGACACAACUAUGAAUCAAUUUGGAUUUUCACAAAAAGCAAUACAAAUUCUAAGAAUUGUCAGAGCACACUUACUUUUUAAUAAGGAUGAAUUUGGGCUUCAGUUUUGA
Messenger RNA from Naegleria gruberi, 2250 nucleotides. RefSeq lists its product as uncharacterized. Bases 1 to 2250 code for a protein of 749 amino acids. NCBI's taxonomy places the organism in Eukaryota, Heterolobosea, Eutetramitea, Acrasida, Naegleriidae. The record is from RefSeq and is a predicted model, not a curated record. The transcript is spliced from 2 exons.